AAGCCGCAGGCAGAUGUGCGCGUACGUGCGGCUCUCCGGUGCCGCGGCCUUCGCUGCGCUCGCGCUCCUGCUGCUGUACGCGGUGCACAGGUGGAGGAACCCCCGCUGCAGCGGCCGCCUCCCGCCGGGCUCCAUGGGCCUGCCGCUCGUCGGCGAGACGCUGCACUUCUUCUCCCCCGACGACGACGAUUCCUUCGACGUCCCUCGCUUCGUCCGGCACAGGCUGGCGAGGUACGGCCCGAUCUUCAAGACGAGCCUGGUGGGCCACCCGGUGGUGGUGUCGGCGGACGAGGAGCUGAACCACAUGGUGUUCCAGCAGGAGGGGCAGCUGUUCCAGAGCUGGUACCCGGACUCCUUCGUGGAGAUCCUGGGCAGGGACAACGUCGGGGAGCAGCAGGGCGCCAUGUUCAAGUACCUCAAGAACAUGGUGCUCCGCUACUUCGGCCCGGAGAGCCUCAGGGAGUCCACCAUGCUCCGCGACGUCGAGGGCGCCGUCACCAGCUCGCUCUGCACCUGGUCCACCCUGCCGGCCGUCGAACUCAAGGAAGCCGUUUCCACAAUGGUGUUUGAUCUUUCAGCGAACAAGCUGCUCGGCCUGGAGCCGUCGAGGUCCAAGGUUCUGAGGAAGAGCUUCUUCGACUUCGUUCGAGGGCUCAUCUCCUUCCCGCUGUAUUUGCCAGGAACGGCAUACUACUCAUGCAUGAAGGGGCGGCAGAGUGCAAUGGAGGUGCUGCAGGAAGUGCUGGAGGAGAGGAGGCGAUCGGUGCAGUAUCCUGGAGGAGCAGGAGGCGACGACAGGGCACGGCGGCGCCACGGCGACUUCUUGGACUACGUCGUCCAGGAGAUCACGAGGGAGGAGCCGCUCGUGACGGACAAGAUGGCGCUGGACCUCAUGUUCGUGCUCCUCUUCGCCAGCUUCCACACGACGUCGCUGGCGCUCACCCUGGCCGUCAAGCUGCUCGCCGACCACCCGCACGUCCUGGAGGAGCUCACGGUGGAGCAUGAAACGAUUCUGAAUGACCGUAAGCCGGGCCGUGAAUCUGAUGGAAUCACAUGGAUGGAGUACAAGUCUAUGACAUUCACAUCCCAGGUCAUCAACGAGACUGUCCGAUUAGCCAACAUUGCACCUGGCAUCUUCAGAAAAGCACUGAAAGAUAUACAGUUCAAAGGGUACACAAUUCCAGCAGGAUGGGGAGUGAUGGUCUGCCCUCCAGCAGUGCACCUGAACCCAGACAUUUACCCAGAUCCCCUCACUUUUAACCCUUCAAGGUUCAAGGAUAAACCGGAGAUAAACCGUGGGUCAAGACACUUCAUGGCAUUCGGAGGUGGCCUCCGGUUCUGCGUUGGAGCAGACUUCAGCAAGCUGCAAAUGUCCAUUUUCCUCCAUUUCCUCGUCACCAGAUACAGGUGGAAAAAUCUUGGGGGAGGCAAGAUAGUACGGACUCCGGGACUAGAAUUUCCUGGUGGCUACCACAUUCAAAUAAGACAGCGCAAUUAGCCGAGGUCUAGAUUGCAGUCUGCUAGUCGUAGAAAUAUUAUUUACAGGCUUACAGCAGAUGCUCUAUUUUUCUUGACAAUGUUCAAAGCCCCUAUAACUUCGAACGUAACUUACAUCUGUGUGUGCACUCGACCUUCGUGUAUUCAGUAAUUCAGUCCUAUGCAGUAUGUUGAGAAAAGAGCUGUUGUUUUUCCCCAAGGAACAAGAACUGCUGUACAAUGUUUGACCUUCAC
Setaria italica (foxtail millet) is the source of this 1731-nucleotide messenger RNA. Its product is annotated as cytochrome P450 87A3. Gene Ontology annotation, biological process: sterol metabolic process. The coding region runs from base 14 to 1498 and encodes 494 amino acids. The transcript is spliced from 9 exons. The record is from RefSeq and is a predicted model, not a curated record. Gene Ontology annotation, molecular function: iron ion binding; heme binding; monooxygenase activity. NCBI's taxonomy places the organism in Eukaryota, Viridiplantae, Streptophyta, Magnoliopsida, Poales, Poaceae.